Misgurnus anguillicaudatus (oriental weatherfish) is the source of this 1159-nucleotide messenger RNA. The record is from RefSeq and is a predicted model, not a curated record. Lineage: Eukaryota; Metazoa; Chordata; Actinopteri; Cypriniformes; Cobitidae.
UUCUGGACCAUUGUUGUUUAAAUCCUGCAAAAUGGUCUAUACUACUAAUGUAAGUAAUUCAGUUAACACUAUAUAGCACUACAGUUUACUCAAGUUUACUAAAUGCUUAUGUGUACUCAUCAAAUAUAGUUAUAAAAAUAUUUUAGGUAUAAAGUAGAUUAUUUUAAAGUUUUGCUAUUUGACAUUUGGGCUAGUUUUGAUUGGCCAUUGGGCUGUUUUUUAUUACGAAGAUCUGGCAACCUUGCUGCGCAUGUUUACAUCGCCAUGUUGAAUCGGUGACUUGGUAAACGUGAAUGAGCUCGAGAGAGUGUUGUUUUCUACAACUCGUUUACUCUAUUCCCAUCUUGUUUUAAGUUUAAAUCAUAAGUAACUUUCCUGUGUAUAGAACGAUGGGGAAGCGCUAUUACUGCGACUAUUGUGAUCGCAGCUUUCAGGACAACAUGCACAACAGGAAGAAGCAUCUGAACGGCGUCCAACACCACCGAGCAAAGAAAGCCUGGUUUGACAACUUCAGAGAUGCUGCCACAAUUUUAAAUGAAGAGCGGGCAAAGGAACCAUGCAGGAAGUUCCUACAGACAGGAGAGUGUGUAUUUGGUACAAACUGUCGUUUUUCACACAUGUCCGAGAGGCACAUGAAGAUGUUGGAGCAGAAGAUUGAUGCUGAUAGGCGACAGAAGGAGUUUCCUAACGAAGAUGAGUCAUCCUCUAAGCGCAACGUUGAUGAAUGGCUCUCCCGAAGACAGAAGAAACAGGCUGCGUUGACAUCAGGAAGUGUUUCAAAGAUUGAAGAGGAAGAGUGCGUUGAAAACGUUGAGAUACCUCCGUAUCUUCUGUCUAUUCCAGAUCUUCCUCCAUCUCUUCGUCCUCCACCAACUGGUGGUUGGAAAGUGACACUUCAAAAUGAAUGGGGUUGAAAUUGAAAUAAUUUAAGUGCAUGAUACAAACCCAGUGAUUAUGCUAUUUUGCAAGGCCUUUUUUAUACAUUUAAGUAUAAGUAUAAUUUUUCAUAAUUGUUUUGUAAUACAUUUAAUAGCAUAAUGUGGACUUGCAUGAUGAUGGUAUUUUUCUUUUUGUAAAGAAGUUCUGAAAGUAUAAUGGCUUCAUAUGAAGUUUUAACUUUAUGUUGAAUAUGGAAAGAGAUAAAUAGUUUUUGUCUUCA